AUGCUAGAGGCUCUCCUUUUCGAAUCUUUCCCACUGAGCUUCAUCUCUGCAUGGCUCGGGAUUCUGGGAAUCGCCGUACUGCUUUUGUCGUCUCGUGGUGCCAGCAACAAAUUGCCUCCCCGCGCUAAUAGAGGAACCAAUUUCCUUGGUGAUAUCUCAGCAUUUUUAGCAAGCCCAGUUCGGUUUGUCGAGCAAGCCACACAGAAGUACGGGUCCAUCUUUCGGGUCGAUUGUCUCGUGAAGCAGAUCUUUUAUCUUCGGGGCCAGAAAUGGAAUCGGGUUUUCCUAGAAAUGAAGGAGGACACUUGGUCAUUCUCUGGCGGCAUAGGUAUGUUCCUCAAAAAGGCCGCCAAUCCAGGCUAUUUCACCCACGGCCGCAAUCUCCUCGGCUCCAUCAACCGCGGCGUCAACCGAAGUGCCGCGCUUCAGAGCUACGCGAGACUGGCGGGCGAAGAAGCCCACCGGUCUCUACAGCACUGGUCACGUAUGCCAGAUGUGGAGAUAUUCGAGAGCAUCUCCCGGUUUGUGCAUCGCGUCAUCGUCCGCUGCAUGAUGGGCGAGGAUUUCUACGACCACCAUGUGGACGAGCUCUACCACCUCCUUCAACAGAUGGAGUCACUCGUGGGCCAUCCCUUCAACCUCCUUUUACCAUCCUGGGUUCCACACCGACCGGGACGACAGUUAGCCAAAGCCCGAGAUCGGUUUGCCGAGAUCUUCCGCGAACGCCUGGCGGCUCGCCAGCUCGAAUCGGACGUUUGGCGCGACUCGUUGGAUUAUAUUAACUACACGCUAAACGAUCCCCGAACUGCCCAGCUGGCGGACUAUUAUCCAUCCCACCAUGUGGUACUAAUGUUUGCGGCACACACCAGCACCGUCGCCAGCAUUGCCUGGACGAUUAUCGAGUUGCUCCGUCAUCCUGUAUACCAAGAGGAAAUUCGAGAGUCUCUGGCCACCACACCCGAUAUUCACCAAUGUGCACCGCUGCUUGCUUGCCUUCGUGAAGAAGGUCGCCGGUACUCUGGGGUGCAUAUGUUCCGCGCCACCAAACGGCCCGUUAGCCUCGAGGGGAGCGACUAUACGGUCCCGGAGAACUCCGUCGUUCUCAUCUCUCCGUAUCUGACACACCACGACCCAACCAUUUACCCGAAACCGCACGAGUAUCAGCCACAUCGAUGGCUGCUCCCUGACGGCCGACUUGAUCCAUGGAACGGCCCUAAGGAAGGGGCCUUCCUGCAGUUCGGCGCAGGAAACCAUCGUUGCCCGGGUGAAAACUUUGCCGCCAUCAUGGCGCGCGAAUUUCUCGCCGCGCUCUUGAUGAAUUAUGAAAUGGAGUGGGGUCGUGAUGGAGCCGCCGCCGAUUUGUCGCGACUCGAUUUUACCAAGGUGGGAAGCCCUUGGCUGGAGGGAGAUGCUGCGGUGCGCAUUCGGCCGCGUGGGCCUGGGUCUUGA
Messenger RNA from Aspergillus bombycis, 1449 nucleotides. RefSeq names its product cytochrome P450. The transcript has 3 exons. The record is from RefSeq and is a predicted model, not a curated record. Bases 1 to 1449 code for a protein of 482 amino acids. Lineage: Eukaryota; Fungi; Ascomycota; Eurotiomycetes; Eurotiales; Aspergillaceae. Gene Ontology annotation, molecular function: heme binding; monooxygenase activity; iron ion binding.